CGCGCCAGGAUGUGCAAUGGGGUCCUGCAAGGCCCAGUGCCUCCCCCUGCUGGUUGACGGGCAGAACGUGGGGCUGGUCUCCCCGGCCGUGUUGGCCCAGGUGAAGAACCACCCCGAUGUUUUCCACGUGCUGCCUUCUUCCGGGGGAGCCGGCCUCGGUGGAAGUGGUGGCGGUGGAAGUGGUGGCGGUGGCGCCGGCGGCAACGGAGGAGGUCACCGCGACGGUGGACGUGCUGGCGGCGGGGAGGAGUGUGUCGUUCUGUCGCCGGCCCUCGGCUCCUACGAACGACGCUCGGAGGCGGUGGACGCCGUGCUGCGCCAGUGGAAAGCGCUGAACCUGUUCGUCACGCUCCGCGGCUGGAGGGAUGAGAUGUACCAAGUGUCUGCGAGAUUUUACGACAAGCCCGUGAUGAAAAUGGAGAGAAGUGCCACAUGUUUGUUUGGAGUGAAGCAGUAUGGGGUUCACAUGAACGGCUACACGCAUCAUCCUAGCCAUGGCUUGUGCCUGUGGAUUGGCAGAAGGUCCGAGAGCAAGCAGACUUACCCUGGCAAGCUGGACAACAUGGCGGCGGGAGGUUUGGCGGUCGGAGUCGGGAUCAAAGAGACGCUCGUGAAGGAGGCAGCCGAGGAAGCAGGUAUCCCAGCAUGCCUUGCCGAGAGAGCUGUGCCAGUGGGAACAGUGAGCUACACGCACGAGAACGAGCGUGGCAUCUUCCCCGAGUGUCAGUUCGUGUACGACCUGGAAAUCCCCGACGACUUCACGCCGCACGCCGCCGAUGGCGAGAUGCAGGACUUCCACCUCUGGCCGGUUGACAAGGUGCUCGAGGAAAUGACCUCUGGGGAUUUCAAGCCAAACUGCGCCCUCGUCACGCUGGACUUCCUGAUACGACACGGACUCGUCAACCCCGACACGGAGCCAUAUUAUCACUACUACGUGGAGGGGAUUCAUCGGACGAUAUGAAGAGCUCUUUUCCGUGCCGCGUGCAGAAGGAUUGCGAAGCCUUGUCAGAAGAGGAGCUAAUAAACAUCGCCGAAAGAGA
Lethenteron reissneri (Far Eastern brook lamprey) is the source of this 1040-nucleotide messenger RNA. RefSeq lists its product as uncharacterized. Gene Ontology annotation, molecular function: 8-oxo-dGDP phosphatase activity. The record is from RefSeq and is a predicted model, not a curated record. Lineage: Eukaryota; Metazoa; Chordata; Hyperoartia; Petromyzontiformes; Petromyzontidae.